UUAAAGAUGCUACUUCAGGUAAAGAUGAUGAGUUUGGUAAAGUCAGAUUUGACUUGUGUAUAAAUACUUGUGAACCAGUUUCCUCUUUCGUUCAAUCCAAAGAGCAUUCUAAAAGUUGAUAAAGAGAGCGACGUCAAUGGCCGAAAAGCAGAGGGUCUGUGUUACUGGUUCAGGAGGAUAUAUUGCUUCCUGGCUCGUCAAGCCUCUUCUCUCCCGUGGCUACACUGUCCAUGGAACCGUUCGAGAUCCUUAUGAUGAAAAGAACGAUCAUUUGAAGAAAUUGGAUAAUGCUGCAAAGAAUCUGAAACUUUUCAAGGCAGAUUUGUUUGAUUACGAAGGCCUUUCUUCAGCCAUUUCUGGUUGCUCUGGCGUUUUCCAUAUUGCUUGUCCUGUGCCUUAUGAAGGAGUUCCUCUUACAGAAGAAGAACUGGUGAAACCGGCUCUCACUGGCACCAAAAACGUUCUAGAAGCAUGCACAGAAGCUAAAGUGAAGAAAGUUGUGGUUGUAUCAUCAAUUUCUGCAGUUGUUUACAACCCAAAAUGGCCUAAAGAUGUUGCUAUGGACGAGGAAUCUUGGUCAGAUACUCAAUUACUUCACUCACUUGAGGGUUAUUGGCCUUAUUACUUUCUUGCCAAAACAUUAAUGGAACGUGAAGCUAUAGAGUGGAGCAAGAAAAGCUUAGCUGAUGUUGUUACGGUCUUGCCCUCUGUCACGGUAGGCCCUAGGCUCCAAUCAACGCUUAACUCUAGUAGCUUGGGGCUUCUCAAUUUUAUAAAAGGAGGUACAAAGUCCUUGUUGAGCGACCAACUGUAUCUUGUGGAUGUGCGCGAUGUGGCGGACGCGCUUUUGUUGGUGUAUGAAAAUCCAGGAGCAAAAGGAAGAUAUAUAUGUAAUUCUCAUUCACUUUACAACACUUCUCUUGUGGAGAAGCUGAAGAAUAUGUAUCCUAACCGCAACUUUCCUGAAAGUUUCACUGAGUUAAAAGAGAAGGGGGAGAAUGGAGAGAUGCUUCGGCUAAGUUCAGAGAAGUUACAGAAUUUGGGGUGGAAGAUUAGGCCAUUAGAGGAAACCAUUAAUGAUUCUGUUGUGAGCUUCGAAGUUGCUGGUGAUCUUCCAAAGCCAUAGCUAUUAGCUAACGCACGAUGAACGAAGAGAGGCUUCUUCAGUUGUUAUUAUUACUUUUGAAACAAAAUGAUCCCAUGAAAUGAAAAUGGUCUUUUGAGAAAUGAAAAAGUAUUUGUUUUUAGUGAAUUUAAAUUCACUAGCCUGUGAAAUGUUAUUCCAUGUUACGGGUAUAGUCUCACUUUUAUUUACUUUUUUUUGUGAGGUGCUGUGUACUCUUUAGCCGGUGUUGUAAUCCUCGUAUGAGGUGGUUGUAACUUGUAAACUCCUUUAAUGGAUUAAUUCUCUAAUAAAGUAAC
Messenger RNA from Eutrema salsugineum, 1422 nucleotides. Its product is annotated as cinnamoyl-CoA reductase 2. The transcript has 6 exons. Gene Ontology annotation, molecular function: oxidoreductase activity, acting on the CH-OH group of donors, NAD or NADP as acceptor. The coding region runs from base 137 to 1126 and encodes 329 amino acids. Lineage: Eukaryota; Viridiplantae; Streptophyta; Magnoliopsida; Brassicales; Brassicaceae. The record is from RefSeq and is a predicted model, not a curated record.